CUCAAUUCCACCUCACCUCAAACCAAAAGAUACGCUCACCGGACUCUCACCCGAUGUUUGCUCGCCGUUAGUCCACAGCACCCACCACAAUUCAUUCCAUGGAGCAGACCUUCGAUCUCCCCGACUCGACUGACUGGCUCGACACGCCACUGUCCCUGGUCGCGCCGCUCGAAUCCUCCCUCCGGUGUCAGGUCUGUAAGGACUUCUUCGAUAACCCCGUGAUCACAUCAUGCAGCCACACGUUCUGCUCGCUCUGUAUCCGACGCUGCCUCAGUACGGAGGGAAAAUGUCCGGCGUGUCGCAGUCCAGAUCAAGAAUUGAAGUUGCGGCGCAACUGGGCGGUGCAGGAGCUGGUCGAGGCGUUUCAGAACGCCAGGGCGAGUGUGCUUGAUUUGGCGCGCAAGGCAGCGGCGGCAGCUAAGGAAAGCGAGAGCGAGGAGGGGGUAACUGAGCCGGUGACGAAGAAAAGGAAGGUUCAGGCGGAGGGUGCGGAUAACGGUGGUGCUGCGCCGGAGGGGGUGAGGACUAGAUCGCGCGCCCGGGGUGCCAAUCCCCACGUGGAUCGGGUUGCGGUCGAGGUGAUUGACGAUACUACGGACGAGGAAUACGUGCCUGAGGACGGACUGGUCGCGUGUCCGAUUUGUAGUAGGAGGAUGAAAAACGAGGCCGUGUUCCGCCAUUUGGACAGCUGCAAUGGGGCUGGAGCUCCAGCGCCCCCCAAGCCGGUGUCAUUUGGUUCAUUGCAGCCCAUGUCGCCGGCAUCGCGGAAGACAGUCGACCUCACGAAUAAACCCCUCGAAAGACUCCCAAUUAUAAAUUAUUCUCUAUUAAAAGAUAACGUGCUCCGCAAAAAGCUUAAGGACCUGGGUAUACCGAAUACAGGCCCGCGUCCGAUCCUUCAAAGACGUCACACCGAGUGGAUGAACCUCUGGAACGCGAAUUGUGAUUCAAGAAAUCCGAAAUUGAAGAGGGAACUGCUGCGGGAGUUGGACAUUUGGGAACGGACGCAGGGUGGCCAUGCACAACAGUCUGGGGAUACUGUCGACGGUGUCAUGCGCAAGGAUUUCGAUGCGGCAGCCUGGUCAACGAGUCAUGACGACGACUUCAAGCGAUUGAUUGCGAAUGCGCGGAAGAAGAAAGACGCGGCAAUGCGCCCAAAGACACCGGAAGCACCUGCACCCGCAAGCCAGCCUGACAGUCUGCCUAUUCUUGAAGCGACGGAAGCCACAGUCCCGACACAUUCCCAGCCUCCGGAGCCAUUGCCUGUAGAAUCCAGUGCCGUAAGUAUCGCCGAGCAUGAAGUACCGGUAUUGCAGGAAACUUGCGAUAGCAAAAUGGCCAAUGCGCACGGUUAA
Molecule: messenger RNA, 1355 nt
Organism: Aspergillus heteromorphus CBS 117.55
Lineage: Eukaryota; Fungi; Ascomycota; Eurotiomycetes; Eurotiales; Aspergillaceae
Gene: rad18
Product: E3 ubiquitin-protein ligase RAD18
Exons: 3
Coding region: 99-1355 (418 amino acids)
Biological process (GO): DNA damage tolerance; protein monoubiquitination
Cellular component (GO): nucleus; Rad6-Rad18 complex
Molecular function (GO): ubiquitin protein ligase activity; single-stranded DNA binding
Source: RefSeq, a predicted model, not a curated record